Messenger RNA from Sipha flava (yellow sugarcane aphid), 7792 nucleotides. Its product is annotated as protein dopey-1 homolog. The transcript has 25 exons. The coding region runs from base 351 to 7691 and encodes 2446 amino acids. Gene Ontology annotation, cellular component: endosome; trans-Golgi network. The record is from RefSeq and is a predicted model, not a curated record. Lineage: Eukaryota; Metazoa; Arthropoda; Insecta; Hemiptera; Aphididae. Gene Ontology annotation, biological process: Golgi to endosome transport.
AAGAAGUUUACUGCUGUAGUGUACAGUACUGACAAGUGACCAAGUGCAAUAAAGAAAAUUGAUAUUCGGAUUAUGUUAUAUAUUUUUUAGAAACAUUCGUUUAUACCAAUAAUUUGAAUUAAUUUUUGUUUGUUUUUAACGUUCACAAACUCUAACCAUUCAAUAUUUUCGUCUAAUAUGAUAAAUAUUUAUGUGUCGUGUAAAAUAUAAACUUUUUUAUAUUUGUUUUAAAAAAAAAAUAAUCAUAAAGAUAUUAACUAUGUAGUUAUGUAAUUAUACGUAAAAAGUUAAACGCGUUACCAAAUUGGAGGGUUGGAAUACUAUUGUGUGUUAACAAAAUUAUUGACAACAUGGGAACAAUAGCCACUGAAGAAUUUGAUCUCAUGAAGGAUUCAAAAUAUCGAAUGUAUGUUAAUGCUGUUGAUAAAGCACUGAAAAGUUUUGAAUAUACAAGUGAAUGGGCAGAUUUAAUAUCUGCCCUAGGAAAAUUAAAUAAGGUACUUCAAAGUUAUACUAGGUAUCCAGUAAUACCACGAGGUAUAAAAAUCAGUAAACGACUGGCACAAUGUAUGCACCAUGCUCUCCCAUCUGGGGUCCAUUUAAAAGCACUUGAAACAUAUGACAUUAUAUUCAAAUGUAUGGGCACUAAUCGAUUAAGCCAAGACCUUUUUAUUUAUAGUGCAGGUUUAUUUCCUGUAAUGGGAUAUGCUGCUAUGAAUGUUAGACCAGAUCUUUUGAAUAUUUAUGAAAAUCAUUUUGUACCAUUGGGAGAGAGAUUAAUUCCAGGAUUAAAUGGAUUUCUUAGUGGAGUAUUACUUGGUUUAGAAGAAGGCUCUGAUUUUUUUGACAGAACAAAUCGUUUAUUAGACAAUGUAUGUGCUGGUGUUGGUGCUCCAAUAUUUUUUAGUCACUUGUGGGAAUGUUUAGCUAAUAAUUUAGCAGUUAGACUUCCAGCUAUCUUAUAUAUAUUAUCCCGAUUUGAUCGAAAAUUGUUGAUUGAAAAUCAAAGUCAUAUAAUGGGUACUAAUAUUGAUACAAUGGUGACUGCUAUAUGUGCUUGUGUUCAAGAUUCUAUGGUUUUGGUUCAAAGAAGUGGUUUAGAUUUAUUACAAAUUGGCUUCCCAAUGCAUAGCACACAACUAUCUAAAAGUGAUAUGAUUCGUCUUGUUACUGCAUCUUUAGUAACUAUACUUCGUAGAGAUAUGUCUUUAAACAGGCGUCUAUAUGCUUGGUUACUUGGUAAUGAAGUUAAUUUAACUUUAUUAAAUUCAGAUCACCCUUUAGUAAAACUAAGGAAAGCACGAGAAUUAACUACAGUAAAAUAUUUUGAAAUAUAUUCCAGGGAUUUACUUGUACAGGCUAUAAAAAUCAAACUUCAUGAAGCAACUGGUUGUAAGCCUCAUGAUUUACGUCCAUAUAGGCUUCUUGUUUCUUUAUUAGACAAAACUGAAAUUGGUCCGGUUAUUUUAGAUGAUAUUUUAUAUGAAGUUUUUAGACUUCUUUAUUUGUGUUGCCAAAAGGACAACAAAAUUGACAAAUCAUCUGAAUUAAUAAAAUCAGCAAAUUUAUUAUUUAGUUCCUUGGAACCAAAAUAUUUAUGGGAAUAUACAGGUAUUAUGUUUUCAAAUGCAUGUCAAUCUCUAACCAAGAUAGACCAAUGUGAAGAAGUAUCAGAUGUUGUUAAAUCUGUUGGCAGCGGUGAAUUAAGUCUUGUAGAAAUAUGCUCUCUGACUGAUUUCUUAUUAGAUGCUAUAUCAUUUGAAACAUUUACUGAAACACCUAGUGAACAUUUACUUGAAUUAUUCAUUCAUAUUGCCAAUACACUAACAGAUCAUUGUGAUAUGUUAACUUCAGAUCAAGCGAGCACAUCAUUAAUGUUAUUUUUGAAAAUACUGUCUAAAGUUCAACCAACAUUAUUACCUCAAACCGACCUAGGGUACAGUUCAUUGGACCAAACUACUGAUUUACCAAAAAAAGCCACUGAACCUGGUAAAAUUGUCCAACUAAAUGUAGAUGGACCAAAAAUAAGUGGUGUUAAACGAGCUCAGUCUCCAAAACUUAGAACCAUAUCUGAUACUUCCAGUCUUCAGUCGGAUUCAACAAUUAUUGCUGAUAAUCCUUCAAUAGAUUUACAUUCAGAUACAACUAGUGGAGUAUUUGAUGGUGAUUCUUUAAAUUCAGCUCUGUUGAUUCAAAAUUGUAACCAAAAAGAACAACAAAGUAUUUAUAAAUCGUGUAUAAAACAGUAUGAAAAAUUCUUUGUUACUUUUAUUUAUGGUGUAAGAGCAAAUAUAGGUGAAACAAAAGGUUUGUCAGUAUUAAUGGAUGCCUUAAAGGUAAAGUCACCUCAAGCAACUGCUGAAGAUCGAGCAAGAAACUUAGAAGACCUCUUGAAAACAGUGCUUAAUACACAAAAACACACAUAUGAUGAAAACUAUGAAUAUGCAGGUGCUGAUGAAAUUUCACCUUUAACUAUCUUAAACAAUAAACGCAGUGCUGGAAUUGAAUGGACAAAACCGGUUAUGUUAGCAUGUAGAGUAUUAGUGGACAUAUCAACAUUUCAAGCAAUUCCAUUAUCUGAUUCAACAACAUCAUUAGUGUCUUCUAUUGAUAUAAAAGAUUUAAAUAAUGAUGUUUUACCAGAAUGGUUAAAAUUAAUAAUUGUGUGUUGUUGCUGGUUAGGAAAUACUGCACCAUCUUUACAACUUGUGACUAUUGGAACUUUAGUAGAUAUAGUUGCUCUAUGUAGAAGCUCACAAUUACAUUGUAAAUCAAAUGAAUCAAGAAAUGGUGUUAUAUCGUUGGUUUUGUUACCACUAUUAAAACCUGUUCAGUUAUAUUAUAUUGAAUAUCAUACAAAUGUAUUUCAUGUUAUUGCCCAUUGGCUUUGGUUUCAUUUAGCUAACCCACUGUAUCAAGUUCGAUGUGUUGAAUUACUAUAUUUAAUGCAAAGCUCAUUACAUUCAAGCGACAUUGUAGAAAAUUGUAUUGGGGAAGAAUUAACAUCAAGAAAAUCAUCCGAAUUUCAUAAAUUAAAUGCAUUUAGAAAAUUUUCCCUUUUAUGGCAUGUUGGCCGAGAACUUGCUGCAAAUUCUCAAAAUGUUGGAGAUAUGUUUUACAAAUCAAUGUUAAAGACACUAGAUAAUCUAGAACUUGGUGAAAGGAAUGCAAUAAAAGUAGAAGCAGAAGGAUGGCUUUUACACUCUCUAUUAAGAGGUGAUAUUGGUCGAUUAAUAGAUCCUCUUAUAUUAUUACUACUUGAUCCAUGUACAUCCAGAUUAAGUGUCCUUCAUGCUAAAGUGAGCCCAACACAAAAUAGUGAAACAAAUGAUUAUUCAGAAACAUCAUCUAAUGAUCCAUCUGCUAAAAUUUAUGCUAUUAGUUCAGUUGAUGGAAAUGUAAUGUAUCAUGUAGCAGAUAAAUGUAAGCAAGCACCAAAAAUUACCACUAGCCAAAAUAAACGUGUAUUUGCUAUCACCACUAUAGCAGAGCAAGAUUCAUCUAACUUAUUCAGCCGUUAUGUUACUGUUAAAAAAUGUCAAAUGAUGACUCGAUAUGAACCAUCAUUGGCAGAAAUGUCUGAAUCUCAUCAUAAGAACAUGUCUUUGCUUCAAAAUAUUUCAGUUUUUGUCAAUCCCUUUUCUGUUGAUCCUAAUGUUACUAAUAACAAUGAGUUUGAUGAAGAUUAUUCUGAAGAAAAGAAAGAAAGCACACCUCAAUAUACCAUAGAAAUGUUGAAUAAAAUAAAACGCUUUAAAUCUAAUGUACAAAACACAGUACGUCGAUCUCCCAAGAGAAAACCAGAGAGUAAAAAUGUUCAAAAAUCUGUACAAAGAACUGGAUCUUAUUCUUCUCUUGAUUCUCUUAAAACUAAUCCAGUAAUGAAUUCUACAACCAUGAUGUCAUCAAUUGAUUUAUUACAUCUUUCAUCAAUAUCAGACACAAUAUUUGCUCGAGUAACUGAUGGUGAAACAUACCGUAAUAAUAUAAGAACAUCAGCAUCUGCAACAGAUAUGAAUGGUCAUUUUACAGAAAAUGAUAGUGAUUUAGUUCGAAGCUAUUCAUUUUGUGGAAAUGAACAAAUCAAAAUAGAUGCAGACGAGUCAACACCUGCUGAUGAAUAUUUUGACCCUUCAAAAUCUGAAGAAACAUCUGUUGUGCGAGAAGUACUAAAUAGUGUAUUAGAUGCUAUAAUAGAUGAAACUGUUGUACCUUUAAAUGAUGAAGAAGAUGAUGAUGAUUUAACUGAAGUUUCUGAAUCAAUCAAAGAAGAUAUUUCAAUAGCUCCACCUGAAUAUAACAUUGAUGGUAAUGUGAGAAAUAUACACUCUCAUCUAUUACUGUACUGUGGAGUAUAUGAUGUCCAACGAACAUUGUAUGCUUUUUGUACUUUAACAAAUAUGUUAAAAACAAAUGCUCGUGCACUUUUAUGUGCUGCUGCUACUACUUCUGUUCCAGUCAAAUCUCAAAUUUUGAAAUUACUUUCUAGGCAUAGGAAGUCAAUGUUUGGUAGAGGAUUUCAUGGAGAAAUUGAUAUGACAGGAAUACCAUAUAAUCGUGGAAGCAGCAUGUAUUUAGAAUUACUCAUAUCUAUUUGUCUUUAUUAUAUAAGAAGUUAUUAUCCUAAUUUAGGACAAUCUAAAAUCACACAAGAAGAUAUUGCUGGUAACCGUCAAGUACAAAUGUCAAGUGUUGAACUUUUAAGCCUUAUUUGUUGGGAAUUAAGUGGUAUCGUAAGAGAUAGUGGACGAGGUUUAGCAUGUUAUUUAGCAGAGCUACUAGCUAGAUGUAAAGCACAAAAAGUUGCGUUACACUGUUUAUUAAGUAGUGUACUCGAAAAUUCUGGUCCUGAAAGCAAGGCUACUAGUUUCACUGCAGAAAUAUUAUCAUUUAACAAUCAUGAUCCAACUGAUCAAGGAGCUGUUGAAGGUAGAAUGAAUCGUGAAUCUGAAGCAUUCCAAGCUCUCUUAUUAAGAUUAUUGCUAUCAUUAAUCAUACUUGAAUAUGAAGUUGAUAAUAGCCGUCAUAGAGGUAACAAUGUGGUAAAUGAUUCCUAUGCUGAUUUAGCUGCAGAUAAUGUAGAAGGUACUGAUGUACGUUACUUAUCUGGUAGACCAAUUCCAAUGCAACCAAUGUUUGUUACUGCAUUGGUUGCUGCCUUACAUCCAUCUGCACGUAUGAGACAUUCCCAUAUUAACUGGACAUCACUUGUGACGUCUUCAUUACCAUAUCUUGGACCUGCCUUGGUCAAUGUUGUCUCAGUAACUGUACGACAAUUAUGUGCAAAUAUUGAAACACUAGCAGAAGUUUAUGCUGAUAAUACCAAAAAUGUUAAUCUAAGGUUACCAGCAGAUUAUGCAAUUACACAAUUGGAAGCUCUUACUGUAUUAUGUCAUUUUUGUCUUCUUGAUACUGGCCAACCAUUUAACCAUCCUUUGGACCAUAAUUCUUCAGCAAAUUCAAAUACUCCAGCACAGCUGUUCAAUAAUCUUGUUCAUGUUUUUAUACCAUCUCCUCUGUUAGCUCUUCAAGAUCAAUCAUCUAACGAUGAAACUGAGCCACAUUUAGGAGCAAGAAGGUCUUUACUAGCUAUUUUACCCAGAAUAGUGGCAAGUGUUUCGCUAUUGUGGAAAGCUCUUUGUACUGGAAAACAAAGUGAAAACAAUGUAGCUGGGUGCCCAAGAUUAGUUAAAGGCCAACUUUUAGAAUUAUUAAGCCCUAUUGCUGAACAUCAUGGCAAUAGCUUUUUAACAGCAUUUUCAAUUGUAUGGAAAGAAAGACGAUCACGUACAUCAGUUUUAUCUUCAUCUAUUGUACCCGAAGCAACAGAAAUGCAACAAGUGUUAGUACAAUUAUUGAGUUCAAUUAAGUCUAUGCCGUUAGAUUCAUUGAUACAAACUAUUCAUCAAGUGGUUAAACAACCUUCCUUAAGUCAAGCAGGUCAACAAGAUACUCAAAUCAGUAUUGAAGUAAGCGUAUUAGAAUUAUUUAUUCAUUAUGUACAGCUUACUCCAGGUCAUUAUUUGGCUGAAACAUGGCCAUCUCUUCUUGGAUUACUUAAAGAAGGAAUAACAUUGUCACCUCCUUCACAAUUCAUGCUAUUAUCAGUAUUAAGUCAAUUUGUUCAUAGAGCUCCAGCUCCAUUAGCUGAUCGUAAGGAUCAGAAAGACCUCCAAGAUAUUACAGCUAAGAUGGUUGAAAGCUGCUCUCAAAUAGCAGGUGCUUGUUUAGAACAAAGUUCAUGGUUAAGAAGAAAUGUGUCUGUAAGGGAAGAUGAACUAUCAGCAGCCAACUCUAUCACUGAAAAGGAUAUAGAAAAAGUUGGAAGUGGUAGUGGAAGCAAUGCUCAGUAUAGUAUACCAGCCCAAAAUGUUCUUGCCCAACUUCUUGCUCCUUUGUUAGACAUAACAUUUGGUAACCAAGAAAAAGAAAGAGUAUGUACAAUACUCACAAUGGUCAUGUAUAAUGUAACACCUUAUUUGAAGAACCAUACUAAUAAAAAUAUGCCAAGUUUCCAUGCAUGUUCUCAAAUUUUGGCCAGCAUUAGUACCUAUCAAUAUACACGAAAAGCUUGGAAGAAAGAUGCUAUGGAACUUUUACUUGAUUCAACACUAUUUCAAAUGGAAGAUCGUAGUAUUCAAUAUUGGAAAAUUAUUAUUGACAAUUUAAUGUCUCAAGAUACAACAACUUUUAGAGAUUUUAUGGGUCGAAUUAAUAUGAGUCAAGCAAAUUCCUUAAAUUUAUUUUCAAAUAGAGAACAAGAAUGUGAACUUAGAGCCCAACUAUUAAAAAGACUUGCAUUUGUUUUAUUGUGCAGUGAAAAAGACCAGUUUCAUAAACAUGUUCCUGAAAUUCAAGAAAGACUAGUUGACACUCUCCGUAUGCCACAAUCAGGACCCGGUAUUCAUGCUCAAGUGUUCCUAUGCUUCAGGGUGUUACUACUACGUAUGUCUGGUCACCAUAUAACUUCUAUGUGGCCAAUUAUAGUUAGUGAAAUGGUUCAAGUUAUGAUACACAUUGAACAUAAUUUAAGUACAGAUUCAGAAGAGUUCAGACGAAAUACCAGUAGUGAAGAAUUGAAUAUGGCUGAAUCUACUCCUAAAGCAAAUUCAUCUUCAAGAAGAAGAAAAAAAUGGAACCAUCGAAACAAAUAUAAUUUGCAAGAAAAACAGAGUUCGUCAAAUUCUAGAAAAUCUACUGUCAUUGCCAACCAUACAAUUGAAAAUUCACACAUAAGGCUGCUAUCAGGACUUGAUUGGACAUGGGUAGUUAACAGCAAUAAUGGUCUUCAUGCUAGCAGUAAUCCUCAGUGGUUACAACUUCAACUAGCUGCAGUUAAACUUCUCAGUGUUGCCAUUCAACUUCCUGCUGAUAUUUUACCUCAAUUUCAAAUGUAUAAAUGGGCUUUUGUUGGACGACCUGAACUAUCACAUAAUGAACAAAACCUAGUAGAAUUUGUUCCACAUGUUUUAAGAAUAGCAAGGAUUAUGGAUUCAAAAUAUGGGAGUCCAAUAGAAACGUAUCCUGAUACUUUGUUGCCAACUGGUUCAACAGCCCGUACAUUACAAGAGCUUCAUCCAUUUUUCUCUGCUCUAAGCACUGGCGAGCCUCACCCAUCCCUGAAUAGUACCAUUAGUCAACUAGAGCAAGAGCUUGAGUUGGAUUUCCUAGAGCCGAUACCGUCCAGAUAGGCUGAUGAUAGUCUGCCUGAACCACCGUACCUACGACAAACUGUGAUGUUGUACAUGUAUAUAAAAAUUAAAUUAUUAUAUUAAAAAAAUUAAUAUUGUUA